GACAUCGCUCGCGGGCCUAGUACGAUUGUGAUGGCACGGAUCGCUGACCACCCUGUCAUCGUGCCAGCAACCCUGGCCCCACGCGGCGGUCCAGUAAGAAUUUAUCUAAUGGUAACCCGAGUCGAUAAGAACGCAUCAUGUGUAUAGUAUGCGGUUAACCUAGUUCCCCGAGUAAAAGUAGUAGAAAUCGGCCGGUUAGUUAAUUGUUACGUUGUAUCCGGUCGAUUAUAAAUGCCGGUUCGCGGUCCACUUAUCACGGACUCUUCCCCGUCUAUAAAAUGAAGUCGUCUUGGUGAGUUGUGUCUUGCCUCCAAUCUGUUCCUAACUACCGUGAUUACAGGACAGAUAGUUGAACGCGAUGACUCUGAAACUUGGAUAAAGACAUGACGAUUCUUCUGGGCGUCAAAAAUUGUCAAAUCAAUCAUUGAUCCAAGCUGGUGUUGAAUCAACAAGAUGCGUGUCGCUUCGAAUAUUGCCAUAUCCCUCCUAAACGCCGCCGCUAGACCAGCCAUUGCCAUGUUUUAUUAUCCCAACCCAGCGGCAUCAGCUCUGGAACAUAUUCUCGUUGAUAACUGGGGCGCGUACGCAUCCAACUUCUCGUCGGCCAUCACGCCUUGCGACAACUAUGUGACGGAGGUGGGCCUGCCAGCGAUCAACUCCCGCAGAACGACGUCGGCGCAAUGGUUGCGCGUUGCCUUUCAUGAUUUUGCCACGGCUGAUAUUGCUGCUGGGACUGGUGGGUUGGACGCCAGCAUUGGGUUCGAGACUGGUCGCGAAGAGAACUCGGGCUCUGCGUUUAACGACAGUUUCACAUUCUGGAAGCCCUUCGUUAACGAGUUCGUUCCUAUGGCCGACCUGUUAGCUAUUGGCACGGUGAUGUCGGUGCACCUCUGUGGAGGAAAGUACAUACCCUACCAGUACGGCAGAGUAGAUGCGACGACAGCCGAUCCUAAGACAGGAGUACCGGAGCCGAGUACGAGCGUGGAAGAUACGCUUUCUCAAUUUAAGAAAGCAGGCUUCAAUCAGUCAGAUGCUAUUGCCUUGACUGCAUGCGGCCAUACAAUAGGAUCAGUACACUCCGGUGGAUUUCCGACCGUCGUAGAGGGGUCUGCGAUAACUCCAAACAAUACAAAUGGAGCAGUUAAUCUUGACGGUACCAGGGCAGUAUUCGAUUCAGCGGUAGUGCAUGAGUACAUCGACGGUACCGGGCAGAGAGGCGGCCCGCUUGUGACUAGCUUUAACGAGACGAGUAGAUCGGAUCUUCGACUGUAUGAGAGCGACAGAAACAAGACUAUGCUAGAGUUGUACGCACAGGGAGACGAAUUCCAAGACACCUGUGUCGAUCUGCUGGGACGGAUGCUUAACACUGUUCCAGCAGCCGUACAGCUCCAGCCAGCGAUCGAGCCGGCGCUCAUAAAACCAAUCAAUGUGACUUGGGAUAUCACGAGCGACAAUAAGUUGGUUCUCACCGGGAAAAUCAGGGUGCUAUACACCGGAGCAGUAUCGGACGAUCCAAUCUCGAUCACCUUCUCGAACGGUUAUACGGAGACUUUAGUUCCCGAAGAAAAUUUAGGCAUCUCUGCGUUCAAGCUGUCCAAUAGUCAAACGAACGCCACGACUCAAUACUCCCACUUCUCGAUUUCGAGUGGUAAUGUAUCGGGGGCGUCGUCGUUUGCCGUUGUAGCGAUGGGAAUCGAGACCCAAGUAUUCCAGAUCCAGGAUAAGGCUUUCGUAGUUCCAAGCUUAACCCAGGUAGCAGACAGGACAGUGUCUAUCACAGUCGCCGCAAGGAAUAACCAAAUUAAUUUUGACCCGUCGCAAAUGUCGUUGAAAGUUGCGACUCCGAUCGCGCAGCCGCUUACGCUAGCUCCCAAGAUCGUUCGAAGCGAUGUGCAACUCGAAGAAGGGUCGAGUCCCUUGGACAAUGUCGGAUACUGGUCUGGAUCUGUUGCGAUCGGAAAUCCCAUCGGCUCUGUGAGUGUGAGCUUACUCUUCGGCGAAGACGUUAUCGACACAUUGUUACUCGAUGCUGGAGUUGCUGGCUGGUAAAGCCUUUGGACAGCCUUUAGACAAUAUGUCGGAACCAUGCCUUCGCAUGAGGUAGUGAGAGGCUUGAAAGAAGAGUUACGUAGUAAGGCUCUUUGCAGAACUUACUCGCGCGUUACACGAGAAUGACUGUAAUACCGUUUCUAGUAAGGCUAGCCGUUAUCCAAUAGCUAUUUCGAGCGGUUUCUGCGCCAACCAUAUCGUCCUUCCUUAGAGAGCUUGUGCACGGCGGUGCAUAGUCUGACGAUAAUCGAUGAUCUAUAACUAGGUGGGUAUUGCUUCUUCUCGUGAACAGCACUUGCAGAAAUAUCAAGCCUGUCAAGAGUCAUGAUAGCAGACUGCCAAGUCAUCCUAGAGAAGUC
This is a messenger RNA of Annulohypoxylon maeteangense, 2408 nucleotides long. Its product is annotated as heme peroxidase. The transcript has 4 exons. Gene Ontology annotation, molecular function: heme binding; peroxidase activity. Gene Ontology annotation, biological process: hydrogen peroxide catabolic process; cellular response to oxidative stress; response to reactive oxygen species. Bases 454 to 2049 code for a protein of 531 amino acids. The record is from RefSeq and is a predicted model, not a curated record. NCBI's taxonomy places the organism in Eukaryota, Fungi, Ascomycota, Sordariomycetes, Xylariales, Hypoxylaceae.